AUGGAGUGGAAGGCUGAUUUCCUAGCCAGAAAAGGUACCACCACUCUCCAAAGGUCAAAGGCUCUGUUGGCCUUUCAUUCAGCAAAACGAAUGAUAAAACUAGAAUCUAACAAAGACAAACUACUGCUUAAUAAUUAUGCAAAGGAUAAAAUCUGGGAGUGUCUGGCUUCCAUUAUUCUGGAUUUUCCUCGAGCCUCUGCUGUUACGAUGUUUCGUCUUUUAACUGGACAUGACUGUCUUUUUGCUCACUUGUUUAAAGUUGGACUAAGCAAUUAUCCUAAUCGUAUUUUAUGUAACUCUAGACAAACUAUGAACUGGGAACAUUUAGACACAUGCACUGCAUUUUAUUCUUUUAACUCUGUUGUACAAAAAUACUGGGAAGCUAGAAGGCCAAUGGCUUAG
Parasteatoda tepidariorum (common house spider) is the source of this 402-nucleotide messenger RNA. RefSeq lists its product as uncharacterized. Lineage: Eukaryota; Metazoa; Arthropoda; Arachnida; Araneae; Theridiidae. The record is from RefSeq and is a predicted model, not a curated record.